AAAGAUAUCUGGAAGUGGUGAUUUCCUCAUACGUAUUCCGUGGGCCACGUGUAAAGUCUUUGUUGCGGUAGUGGGGGAUCAACAAUCGCACUUCAAACAGGAGUCCUGUGGCAUCUGAGAUACCUUUCUUAAUAAGUUUUUAAUUUUGCAAAAUGAUUCGUAAUAUAGGACCUGUAUGGCAAGCGUGUUUAGGCACGUUAUUUACUUGGGGACUGACUGCAUGCGGGGCUGCUGUUGUCGUAAUUUUUAAAGGAACCCAGCGAAGACUACUUGAUUGUAGUCUAGGUUUUGCUGCGGGAGUGAUGCUGGCAGCAUCAUACUGGUCAUUAUUAGAUCCAGCUCUUGAAAUGGCAGAACAGUCUCGGAUGUAUGGCAUACGUGGAGAGUAUGCAUUUGUUCCUGUUGCAAUCGGAUUCCUUCUUGGUGCUUUAUUUGUUUAUGGUACAGACAUUUUGAUAUCAGUCCUGAAGGUUUCAUCACCCUACAAAUUGUUAAUAGCAAUGAACAAUGGAAAUAAGAAGAACAUGCGAAAAUCAAGACUCAAAAAUCAUGGAAAAGGUAAUGGAAAUUUUGCAAGAUUGGACUGGCCUGAGGAAAAUGCAGAUGGUCUUAGUGAUGUAAUUGCCCAUCAAUCUGGCAUAUCCAGGAGGAAACUUACUGGACAAACUCAGCCUGAAGAUAACCAAGAGUGGAUUGAGAAUAAUGAUGAAGAAUCAGUUUCUGAAUAUUACAACAAGGCGCAAUGGAAGAGAAUAGUGUUGCUUAUAGUGGCUGUUACUAUUCAUAAUAUUCCAGAGGGACUUGCCGUUGGCGUGGGCUUUGGAGCUAUUGGAAGUACUCCAUCUGCUACAUUCGAGAAUGCAAGGAAUCUUGCGAUUGGCAUUGGUAUCCAGAAUUUCCCAGAAGGCUUAGCUGUAAGUCUACCUCUGAAAGGCGCUGGAUUUUCCACAUGGCGCAGCUUCUGGUACGGCCAGUUAAGCGGCAUGGUGGAGCCCCUCUUCGGUUUGCUGGGAGCCGCUGCUGUCCGCACCGUGGAACCCGUGCUGCCCUAUGCGCUGUCUUUUGCCGCCGGCGCCAUGGUGUAUGUGGUUGUGAAUGACCUGCUUCCAGAGGCACACUCCAACGGGAAUGGCAGACUGGCUUCUUGGGGUGCUAUCCUCGGCUUCGUCAUUAUGAUGGUCCUGGACGUCGGGCUGAGUUAGGUGGUCAACAUUCAACAAUCAGUGCAUCGCACUAUAAACUUUACGUUCCAGCAUCUCGUCAAAUUUUAUCUUCUUUUCGGGCCUUUUCAAGUUUGCAUCAGAAGAAAAUGUAAACAACUCAUCCAAAUCCUUUUUACGCACAUGUUAAUUACGUUCCGGGAGUUGCUUUUGCUCCUGAUAACUGGUAGUCUUCCACAUUUUGUACUUAAUGCACUAUCUACAUUAGUUAGGAAUAUUUUGUUAUUUCGUUUCAAUGUUUUGUUGUUUCAUAGUAAUGGCAUUGUGGGGCAUUAUUCGUGUUUUCAUUUGGUGUUUGUUGAAUAUUCAGGUGUGAAUUAUUGGCACAUUGUAUUGCUCACUGGGUGGUCGGUGUUUAUGAAUAACUAGUUUUUCAAAUACUAUUGUUGAUAUGUUUAUGCAUUUGGUUCUCGUAUCCAAACCGUGCGGGUUUCUUUUAUUGCGCAAUUGAAACAGGAGCAAGCUAAAUAGCUAAAUUACUCCUUUCUAGAAGUUUCAAAUAUUAAAAAAAAAUUUCUAUGUAUCAUGCAAACAUUAUAUAAUGAGUGCAAAUUAUUAAAGGCUAGAAAUAUUUGUGAUUUAGAAUAAUUUAAAGUAUAGAAUGAUUUGGGAUUUUCUGAAGAGUGUUUUGUGUACUGAUUUUUGUAUAUUAAAACACUUCUCGGAAUUUUUUGAGAAUUCACAUUUGUGUGUAUUGCAGCCGCAAGCAUUUCUCAGAGAUUACAAGUAGGGUUCAUUUUUUCUCAGGAACAUGUUUUAUUUUCUGGAAAUUCGUGACCGGGGAUUGCGAGAUUCAAAUGUUGCAUAAACCAAUGUCGCCAAUAACCGUUCCUUUCGCAUCGUUAUUUUUUGAAGCUGCUUUGCCGGUAUUGUGUCUUCGAUUUCCCCUCCGAGAAAUAUCCGGUUAUGAAAGACUUCUGAAUUUAAAAAUAUCAAACUACAUGUGAAUCAUGUAUACCAGUAAUUUCCAGAUUGAUCGUUAUCGACCACCUAAGUUCGAUUUAAACUUUCUUAAGGCUUAAUGGUUUCAGUGAAGAAAUUUAGAGAGACGGUGACACCUCAAGAUAGAACAUCUUCAACACUUCGUUAAAGUAUUAUUGUUAAUAUUAUUAUGAUCAUCAUUUGUCUGUUUAACGUAAUUUAUGAUUCCAGUUAAUAAAAAGAUUAAGAUUCUUUCUAUGUUCGCCCCAAAAGAAAGUGUAACACAUUCUUACAUUUACAUUUUUUCCAUGAAGCAACGCGCGACAAUUAUUUUCUGUACAUGAAUGCUCUCAUUGAACAAAGCAAAUAAAGUGCGAGAAAGAAAAAAAAUUUUCAUUUCUAUAAUUAUAGUCCAAGACUAGCAUUUUUCUACUUUUAUUCAUAAUUCUGUUUCAAUAUGAUCGUUUUCAUUUCGUUUUAUUUUUAAUUGUUUUUGUUCUCUUGUUUUUAAUGUUUGCUAGUGCAGGUUUCAGUAAUCUGUUGCAAAGAUUACUUCAUUUGCCAUGCAGUUUUCAUCUCCAGUUGCUUAUUAACAAGAGAAUGAAAUUAAAGUUUUGAUAUGUAGUGGUAAUAUUUAAAUCGAGCACGGUGAAAAUAUGUCUUUGUGGGCAAGCUACAUUACUGUGGGGGAUUAACGGUUUUUAUAUUUUUCUCAAAAAGGUCUACAACCCCCAAAUAAAUUGGGAAAACCAGAUGUAGAUCAUUCAUAAAUGUUCAACCUUUCGACGCAGUGGAGUCGCUUAAGAAAAACGUUUUCCCAAACUUAACACAUGUGUUCUACGAGUCCUAUUGAUAACACAUGUGUAUGUGAAAUUAGUUUUUCCGUUUUUAAAACUUUUCAAUCGAUAUCGCAUUGAAGAAGAAGAAAAAUUUUACCCGUGCUAGAACUCUCACCCUCUUUUACGCACAACCGUAUGAAGGAAGGAAUCGUAUCAAAACGUUUUUGAAUAAAAUUCGAAACGCUGCUUGCCCCAACAUACAGGAGUAUAGAAUAGGAGUAUCC
Messenger RNA from Gryllus bimaculatus (two-spotted cricket), 3204 nucleotides. The record is from the annotation of a GenBank genome assembly. Lineage: Eukaryota; Metazoa; Arthropoda; Insecta; Orthoptera; Gryllidae.